This is a messenger RNA of Serpula lacrymans var. lacrymans S7.9, 1894 nucleotides long. RefSeq lists its product as uncharacterized. NCBI's taxonomy places the organism in Eukaryota, Fungi, Basidiomycota, Agaricomycetes, Boletales, Serpulaceae. Gene Ontology annotation, molecular function: Hsp70 protein binding; ATP binding. The coding region runs from base 57 to 1259 and encodes 400 amino acids. The transcript is spliced from 11 exons. Gene Ontology annotation, biological process: protein refolding; response to heat. The record is from RefSeq and is a predicted model, not a curated record. Gene Ontology annotation, cellular component: cytoplasm; cytosol; nucleus.
GUCAUACUCUUCUCUCUCUAUUUACCACUUACUCUUGUAGCACUAGAUUGAACGCCAUGGUUCGAGAGAGGAAAUUUUACGACUUGCUUGAAGUGCCCGUCGAUGCUUCUGAGGCUGAUCUCAAAAAGGCCUACAGGAAAAAGGCACUCCGAUUACAUCCUGACAAGGGUGGUGAUCCAGAAUUGUUCAAGGAGGUUACGCAUGCGUAUGAAAUACUAAGCGACCCAGAGAAACGUAGCAUAUACGACUCGCGAGGAGAGGCCGGCCUCUCAGAACAGGGGGGCAUGGGCGGCAUGGAUCCGCAGGAUCUCUUCAGCCAGCUCUUUGGUGGUGGAGGCUUCUUUGGAGGAGGGGCAGGAGGCCGGCCUUCUGGCGCUCGGAAAACCAAAGAUCUGGUUCACCGUGUCAAUGUCACAUUGGAAGACCUUUACAAAGGCAAGACCACGAAGCUUGCUCUAACGCGCAACGCAUUAUGUUCACGGUGUAAUGGGAAGGGUGGUAAGGAUGGUGCUGUGCGGCAAUGCCAUACGUGUAGCGGCCGGGGUAUCAAGGUCACGCUGCGGCAGAUGGGUCCCAUGAUUCAACAAAUACAGUCGACAUGUGAUGAUUGUUCGGGAACUGGUGAAGUCAUAAACAUGAAGGAUCGGUGUACCAGUUGCAAGGGCAAGAAGGUUCUACCGGAGAAGAAGCUGCUAGAGGUGCAUAUCGACAAGGGUAUGAAGGGUGGACAGACCAUACAGUUCAACGGCGAGAGCGACCAAGCGCCCGGUGCACAAUCAGGAGACGUUGUCAUUGUCAUUGAUGAAAAGCCACAUGAUCGGUUCAAACGCCAGGAGAACGAUCUGAUUGUGGAACUAGAGGUCGAUCUUUUAACCGCACUUGGUGGUGGGCAGAUCAGCAUCAAGCAUCUGGACGACCGGGCUUUGCUAGUUAACCUUACUGCGGGAGAAGUGAUCAAAAAUAAUGACCUCAAGGUCAUUCGUGGACAGGGUAUGCCAUCUCAACGGCAUCAUGAACCUGGCGACUUAUUCGUCAAAUUCUCUGUGAUAUUCCCUGAAUCUGUGGAUUUGGGUUCCAUUGGCCUCUUAGAACGGGCCCUGCCACCACGGAAACCGCUAGAGAAGUUCCCGAAGAAUGUUCAUCUUGAGGAAGUGGAGUUGGAUGAGCCUGAUGCGAGGUCUAAAGCCCACGCAAUGCAGGAUGAGCCUAUGGACGAAGAUCACGAAGGGGAACCGCGUGUGCAGUGUGCAAACCAGUAGUGUUCAUGCGACUCUCAUUUAUUCUCAGAUCGUAUCCACAAGUAUGCUAUUACUACCACUGGCAGAUUUCAUAGAUGACCAUGUCAUUACAUCGAAUACAUCGCGAUUAAUAAGCUUUCUUGAAACACUCAGACAUCCCAUCGAGUUUGAGGGUCCAGCUUGAACUUGUCGUAAAGUUCUCGACCGAAGAAGCUGACUUCGGUUUCGUUUUCGAAGCCAUACUCUGCUAGGAUCUUGCUGUCAUCGUCAAGGAUCCAAUCGUCGUUGUCCAAAUUGAUUAUCAAAUUAGUAGUCUUAGUACCUUUGCUCCAUGGGCUUUUGUGUACAAUUUCAAAGUAUCUAAUGCUACAUUACGAUAAGGUCUCCACCCGGGCUGAGAUUGGACGGCUUCACGUGCGAUCUGCUUGAGAUGACCUAUGGUCACUGUUUCCAAAUUUACGUCGUGGAUGACCAGACUACGUUCGGUGCGGUAUUCAAAAGAUUUGAUGAUCCGGACAGUCAAGGUCGCUGAUGUCUUGGGAAGGGCAACGUUUCUUAGAGCAUCUUCGGACAUUUUUCAGAGAAUGGGGAAGAGAAGAAAAGGGAAAUGAUUUUGCAAGGGUGUCUUGUAGUACUUAUACAUCCACCAUGUCUGU